AAUUAUCAUAUGAUCGCUCGUAAACAUGGCUGAAACAGCGGAAGACCACCGAACGUCUUCGGAAAAUGAGACAUCAGGAGUGACAGGUUCUGCAGAAUCUAUAGACCUAUCCUGUAUCCAUUGGGGCUACCUAAACUGUACACCAUUAAAAGAUCCAAAGAAGAUUAAGGAUAAUAUUUGGCAGACAUUUUGGGUUGAUCUGUGUGGAUCUACGCUCAGGCUAUAUAAGGAUUUGUCUCUGCCGCAAAAUUCUGCAGAUAGUCUGCCUCCUUCAAGUCUGAUUGGGCCUUCUAAUGAGAAUGAAAAGAAAGAAGCUUUUAUUGUCUUGAGGAAGGGAGCAGAAGUUAAAAUUAUAGAACCUGGAUUUGAGUCACACAAGUCACAAAAGCGAAGAUUGACGGUGAAUAGAAGACACGUGUUUAAAGUUUCCUUUAACAGCCGAGGGGCGAACUCACCAUCCUAUGUGUUCCAGGCUCCAUCCAAGGGAAGCAUGUAUCGAUGGAUUAGCAAAAUUGAGGAAGGAAUUGAUAUGUCUGACAAACCACAGAAUGAAUCUGCUACAGUUGUUUCAGCUCUAACUUCAGCAUUAACUUAUUUGAGGGGCUUUUCAUUUCACAAAAGACUCAAAGAAGCUAAACUUCUUUCAGUGGAGCAACAGAGAUUUCAUGUGGCUCCGGAGCUGAGGAUCCUUGAUAGAGACGACAUUGAUUCUGGCAUGGAAGGUGAUGUAGAAGAAGUUUAUGAAACCUCCAAGAAACUUGCGGACAAUCCUCGGCUUGAGCUGAUGAAGAAGCGACUGCAAGACUUGGAAGAUCUUGUUCAGCAACUGGAGAAAGAAGAGGAGGCGUUCUUGGGAGGAAAUCAUUCAAUCUUGGCGAGGAGGUGCGAGUUUCAGUCAACAACAAACAAGGACUAUUUUCUCAUACCAGGCCAUUCUCGGACACUGAUUCCCAAAGGAACAGAACUUACAAUACUAGGUCAGCUUCCAAACAAUCGCUGGCGAUGUUUUGUGAAGCUCCCACGAAGUAAGUCUGCGGGACUUGCAAACGGACAACACUUGGAAUCAUCUUCAGAAGUCGAGAGUAUUUCUUCAUUUGAAACCGCCGAUGAUGAAGAUGUUACGAACACUGGGGCGAACACGGACACUUUAAUUGGAAGCGUUCCGAACAGUCUACUUAACGAUUUGAUUCAUUUGGUUCCGUGUAAACUAAAAUGUGAAGACGGGACACCCGUAGCUUCCCCGGGGGUUACCCCUCAAUUAUCCCCCAUCCCAUCUCCUCCUCAGUCCCCUUAUUCCCCCCAUAGAAACAAUCGGGACUCGUCCCCUAGUAAGCGAAGUUCCUUGCGUAGGUCUAUAGCGAGUGAAAAUCUUAGUGAACAGGAUAUAUGGGAACAGUUUUGUAUUCCGUCCCCUCCCUCGUCGCCUGUUACGUCACGAUCAACCUCCCCCUCCUUGUCUCUCUCUUGUUCUCCGGGUGGAUCACUAGAGGAUCUGGAUUUUGUUGACAAGGAAAACUGCGAGACUGUAAAGCCCAUGAAAAAUAGAGAACAUUCUGAAGUAAUUCUCAGACGAGGGAGAGAGAAAGAUGACAGAGAUUUCUCAAAACUGAAAAGUCAUAGAGAAGCUACUUUUAUGAUCGACGACAUUCCAGAGACUUACAUUGGAAGCGAUUCAGAAGAUGACAAAAUGGUGACAGUGAUUGAUGAGGUGCCACCUCAUGAGGUAUUGGCUUCUGAGAACGUUCAACAAGAACCAGUCAAAAUGCGAGUUAAAAAGGACCAAUCGCAUCGCGAUUCUGAUAGUAAAUCAAUUGCUGCUCUUCAACCAAACUAUGCCUUUUUGGUCACAAAGAAGUUACGACAGCGAGGGAUAAGCUUAAUUGUGGGAUCUUCCAGUUCAGAAGAUGAAAACGAUGACGACAAAGAUAAAGAACUUCCUUCAAGGCUAUCACAAAGGCGUCUGGACAAAGAAUUCCUACGGUUUGGAAGCGAAGGAACAGAACAGGGUGUUCGGCCAUACUCUGGAUUUGUCUCGAGAAAACAAGUUGGAAUUACCCUAAGUACAGAGGUUCAAAACUUUGUUCCUCGCACGUCCACGAGGAACGAGCUUCUCCGAGACUACUCGUCACCUUCCGACACGCCUCCGACGAUAGUUCGCGCAAACACGCUCACCACCAUUGAGAAAUUGGGAGACUGGAGUUCGACAGAGAAUGCUCCGCCUAUCAAUCAACGUCGAACUCUUCAACUGAGCAAAGCGAGUUCAGCAGGAUUUGGUUUCACUCUGCAGACGUACGGUAUCGUUCAGCAAGCAGGUCAAGUGGAGCACAUGACUUUUAUUCUCAAAGUUGAAGAGGAUGGACCGGCGUACAUGGCGGGACUCAGACCAGGAGAUAUCAUUCUUGAAGUUGACGGCGAAAAUGUGGAGGAAGAGGAUCAUAAGGCAGUGGUCGCACGGAUUCACCAAGCUUCUAUAUCAGUCAGAUUGGUGGUAGUAUUUGUAGAUGCACUUCGAAGAAUGAAGUUGAACACGAGGUUAAAGUUACUCCAGGCUCAAUUGGCGGACAAGGAAUUCUUAUUUCAAGAGUUGUGUAAGAGAGAGGAGCAAAUACUCCAAGGGAAAGGAAUUUCCUCCUCAGAGAUGUCUUUACCGGAUUUACCUCAAGAGAGAACAAAUUCUUAUCUUUAUACAACAGAAUUAACCAGUUGUUUUAGUAAACAAUCACCAAACGUUCACGACAGCAUUUUACAGCAAGCUUUAAACAACAAAGAACCUCGUCGUAGGUCUCUGCCAGACCAAGUUGAACUGGGAAAACAACGAAUUACUGCGACCACUGGAUCUGAAAUGUUAAAAAAGUUUUCUUCUCCUGAUCUGAGCGCACAGCGGCGCAAACCAAUCAGUGCUAAGCUGAUAAAAGGUUUCCGUAAGAAAAAACCAUCAGAAGAAAGCUUUAAGUCGUACUUGGAACUCGAUUUGGACACUGAGAAUCCUGAUAAAGAGGAGGAAACCGAAGUUUUUGAGCCAGCGGUGACCACCGCUGAAGCGUUAGCUGUGGCAGCGUCAGACGAACCCAGGACUUUAGAACGAGAAACUCCAAUGACAAGCGAUUUUAUUCCUUUAGACGAAAACCCAAAGUUGAGUUCUCUUUUACGUAGCAACAGUGAGCAGAACAGUUCUCCUACUCUCUACAAGGAGUUUUCGGAAAAUCCUGAUGUGUCAAACAAAGAUCGAAUUGCACCAGGAAUAGCUCAGAUGAAGAAACGGUUCGAAAAAUCCUCGUCAUCGAAAACGUUACCGACAAAGUCUCCCAAGCCGGUGCAGGUGAAAUCGAAUGGAAGCACUCUUGACUAAUGCUCUCCGAAUGGCGGAAUUUCAGCAAUCUGGCUCGUCAGCUCGCCCUGAAUCCCAUUUAUUAGCCAUGAACUCAACCGGGGACAAACUCCUUCUUCCCAAAGACAGAAAAAUUAACUUGAAAUAAGAGGUGAAUUUAGGCAUCAUUUACACGUGUCUUUUUGCACCUCCCCUGCCGGAUAAGGAGGCUUGAGUCGGAAUGCUGCCAUGGGGAAAACAAUUUGAUCACUGAGGAAGGUGGAUUUGAGUGCAUGAAAUUCUUCAUGUUCACACAUGAGGAACGUAUCGUGAAAUUAAAAGUCCCGACGAGUAUCAAGUUGCCUUAUCCCUUACAUCUCUCUUCACUCCGCUCCCCUGUACAGAAAUCCGAGGUUCGGCGGGUGGGAGUCGUUAAGCCAAUGAGCCGCUUUACACAAAGCACGAAGGCUCAUGCUAGAAAGUCACCAGAACAGUUUACUUUUCGUUAAGCCUAUCUACAGAUGAGAAUUUGAAUUGACAGAAGUUUUUGAGAGUGAAAUUUUGUUAUUUCGUAUCGCAAUCAAGAGAAUCAACAAAAAUGAAUUUAAAUAACGUGCAAGUGCAAUAAGAUGUAAUCAAAUCGCAAUUUAAUUACAACCAUAAGAAAAGCAUUGAAUUAAUUCACCUUCAGAUAGAUUAUUCAGAACGACAGAUAUUUGCAAUAAAAAUAAUUGAGUGGAUGAUUUGAAA
This is a messenger RNA of Stylophora pistillata, 4057 nucleotides long. RefSeq lists its product as uncharacterized. NCBI's taxonomy places the organism in Eukaryota, Metazoa, Cnidaria, Anthozoa, Scleractinia, Pocilloporidae. Gene Ontology annotation, molecular function: protein binding. The record is from RefSeq and is a predicted model, not a curated record.